CGACUUGAAAGAAGAAGCAGUUACGGCUUUUGAAGUGGGGAAAAAAGUUUCGCGGAAGUGCUCUUGGAGACUGUAUUUUUCUUCUUAUAGCGUAAGAUAGGUGGAACAUGAAGAGGCUGCACCCAGACAAAGAGGAUGAACCAUUAAAUCUGACAUCUGUGGACUCCACUCCUUACUAAGUCAGAGCGCAACCCAAGCGGAUGGGUCUGGUGGCCAGACGCCAUGGAACCCGAUCCCUCGGUGACACUACUGAACUACUUCUGCAAACUGGGUUUCCCCAAAGCGCAGGUCCAAGCCGCUCUGGAGAAGUACGGCCCCGACACGGACACGGAUACGGUUUUAGCAGAGCUGGUUCGGAUGAACGCCGACGCCAGGUCUGGAACGGAGCCCGUCACCACCGUGUCGGUGUUGCUUACCAACCCCUGGACCGCCGAGCCCACCGUGACUUUGCCGCUGGCUCAGAGGGGCGAGGAGGGCGGCGGGGAUAAAGACGUUUUGAGGCCAAUCGUCAUAGAUGGGAGUAACGUGGCUAUGAGCCACGGAAACAAAGAAGUAUUCUCUUGUAAGGGAAUACAGUUGGCCGUGGACUUCUUCCUGGAUCGAGGCCACACAGCCAUCACUGUUUUUGUUCCUUCUUGGAGGAAAGAGCAGCCCAGACCCAAUGUACCAAUCUCAGAUCAGAAGAUUUUGGAAGUUUUGGAAAAGAAGAAGUACCUGACGUUCACGCCGUCGCGCUGGGUGGACAAUAAACGGGUGGUGUGCAACGACGACAAGUUCAUCGUAGAGCUAGCCUUCGAAACGGGCGGCGUCAUCGUGUCCAACGAUAUGUACCGCGACCUGCAGGUGGACAAGCCCGAGUGGAAGCGGUGCAUCAAUGAGAGGCUGCUCAUGUACUCGUUUGUUAAUGACAGGUUCAUGGUUCCUGACGAUCCGCUCGGCCGAGACGGACCAACCUUGGAGAACUUUUUGCGUUGGAUUCCGAAGACGACGAAAAAAAUGGCUUGCCCUUAUGGGAAGAAAUGCACCUUCGGACUCAAAUGUAAAUACUUCCAUCCCGAGCGAGCUUAUCAGCCCAACUGCUUGCUCGCCGACAGUCUUCGAGAGGAAGCAAAGCGCUCCUCCGCGGCUUCUGACUCCUCCAGAAGUCUGGUCGGUGUCCAAAACUUUGUUCAGGUGGAAGAGGCGAGGAAAUUGUCGCUGGAACUUGAGAAAAGCUCCUUAAAGAAAGACAAAGUGAGUCCCUGCUCCAAGCAGAAGAAGAAGAACAGUCUAACAUCUUCAGAUCACGGUUCUUAUAAACAGCUAGACUCUGGCGUGGGUUCUAUGGAAACCCCAUUACCAACAUCAGUUGGCUACAAGCAGAAGAAGAAGAACAGUCUGUCAUCUUCAGAGCAUGGUUCCUAUAAACAGCUAGACUCUGGUGUGUGUUCUAUGGAAACCCCAUCGUCAGAACGUAACUGGUCAAUACCAUCAUCUGGUGGCUACCAUUCAAAACUGCAUUCUCUUUCCCGGAGUGCACCACCAUGCCUCUGCCAUUCACAUGUGACUUCUCAAGACCACCACGGAAGCCUCAGGCGAGCGGAGCCAGCCGACGCGGCCUAUCGGGAGAAGAGAAAUGCGGCGCGCAAGAAGUUGCUAGCCACCUUCAGCGCUAAAGUUGUGGACGCGGCCAUGAGCAUGUACCCGAAACUGGUGGACCCCGUCAAGUUGGCGGAGAAUAUUUGGCUAGCGAGUCACAAUAAGAUUUAAAAACAUCGAAAACUUUUGUUUGGACACACAGUUGCACUUCACCAGAACUAUUACAGACUACCAAAAGGGUCAAAAUACAGACGACCCAAUUCUCAGUACUUCAAAAUAAAAGCGCUUCCAAAUGGAAGAGGUUACAUAAGCCCAGCCCUGCACUUUUGUCACACUUGACCUCAGUUACACAAGAUGUUUGGCGCGCCUGACGUAAAGAUUCUUUUUUGAUCACGAAAAUGGACCUCCCCUCUCUGCUGCAUAAAAUGCAAAUACUCCACUGAAGGAGGAUCUUCAGCUCUGCAUGUGUGCGCAAGUGAAAACAUUUUGUUCUUCUUGUUAGAGGUAUUGUCUUUUUAUUGUGCUUGUAUUAAAGUGUUGAUUUUUUUUUGGGAAUAACAAAGUCUAAUGGAAGAUAUUUUCAAAUCAAGUUGAACUUGUCACACUCCAUUUUUGAUGGCAAUGGAGUUGAUACAAAGCUUUAUUGUGCGUAAAAAAAAAAAUAAAAAAAAAACUCCUACUCUUAUGUGUUCCUUCAGUUAGAUUAUCAUGGUUGCUUCGGGAAUUGGGUUUGUUGCUUGAUGGUUGCUCAGAAUACUGUUCUACUAUGGAGAUAGAAUAGUGCCAAAAGAAGUGAGGUUGUAAAAUGAAAAUUAUCCCUGUAAAAUGACCAAU
Molecule: messenger RNA, 2412 nt
Organism: Corythoichthys intestinalis (scribbled pipefish)
Lineage: Eukaryota; Metazoa; Chordata; Actinopteri; Syngnathiformes; Syngnathidae
Product: endoribonuclease ZC3H12A-like
Exons: 6
Coding region: 223-1749 (508 amino acids)
Cellular component (GO): cytoplasmic ribonucleoprotein granule; nucleus
Molecular function (GO): RNA endonuclease activity; mRNA binding
Source: RefSeq, a predicted model, not a curated record